Messenger RNA from Folsomia candida, 3979 nucleotides. It is a transcript of the gene Kdm2, whose product is annotated as jmjC domain-containing histone demethylation protein 1. Gene Ontology annotation, biological process: protein demethylation; regulation of transcription by RNA polymerase II. The coding region runs from base 300 to 3902 and encodes 1200 amino acids. The record is from RefSeq and is a predicted model, not a curated record. Gene Ontology annotation, molecular function: DNA binding; protein binding; zinc ion binding. The transcript is spliced from 13 exons. Lineage: Eukaryota; Metazoa; Arthropoda; Collembola; Entomobryomorpha; Isotomidae.
UGUGCUGAGCAGACUUUGGUCUCAGAAAACAUUCUUUUCAAUUUGAAUGACGGAUCAAAGGGAAAGGAAUGCGAUUCAUUUCUGACAAAUCUAAAUUUUCUUGAUUUGCAAUGAGCGUCAAAGUAAUGUGCACGGCACUAAUAAAUCUUGAUUCCAACAAACUUAUUCCAACAAAAGUUGAACGUAGAAAGAGCAAACAAGUAUUUAUUCCUUAAUCCUUUUUGUACAAAUUUCCACAAUUAAUGGUCUAAUAAAACCAAUCUGGUUAAGAGAAAGUAAGCGUGUAUAAAAGCAGCGAUAUGGAUACCACUUCCGAUUUUGAGGCACAGGACGAUCACCGAGAUCGAAAGGAGAGAAAGGUGUACACCGACUUCUGGGCUUUGGGCGAUGCAGAUGACGACAUUGAAGGCCCUCAAAGUUUUGACCUGGAGGAGAAACUCAAUUCUCCGAAAUUUAAUAAGAACGUCGUCCUUAGCAUGAAAGGCUCUGAAUUCAACCUAGCGUAUAUUCAGAAGCAUGGGUUUACGGAACCCUUAAUUUUUCACAACAAAGAAGGACUCGGAAUACGCAUACCAACGCCAAGCUUCAACGUAGGAGAUGUAAAGACAUGUGUCGGCUCAAAGAGACUGCUGGAUGUGAUGGAUGUAAGGACACAGAAAAAUACCGAGAUGACAAUGAAAACUUGGCAAGAGUACUACGACAAGGACAACAAGGACAGGCUCCUGAAUGUGAUUAGUUUGGAGUUUUCACACACAAAGUUGGAAAAUUUUGUGGAGGCUCCCAGAGUCGUGAGACAGCUCGAUUGGGUGGAUCGGGUGUGGCCACGACAUUUAAAAAAUAUGCAAACCGAAUCCACUAACGUAAUGGACGAAAUGAUGUAUCCCAAAGUUCAAAAAUAUUGUCUAAUGAGUGUGAAAGGAUGCUACACGGAUUUCCAUGUUGAUUUUGGUGGUACUUCUGUGUGGUACCAUAUUCUUAGAGGGGCAAAGGUUUUUUGGUUGAUUCCUCCAACUGAUAAGAAUUUAGGACUGUAUCAGGAGUGGGUACUUUCCGGAAAACAGGGCGACACUUUCUUUGGGGACAACGUGGACAUUUGUAGUCGUGUGUACCUGCAGGAUGGUGACACAUUUUUCAUUCCAUCGGGCUGGAUUCAUGCCGUAUACACUCCAAAAGAUUCUCUGGUGUUUGGAGGAAAUUUUUUGCAUAGUUUUGGAAUAGAGAAGCAGUUGAAAAUAGCCACGGUUGAAGAGCAGACAAAGGUUCCACAAAAAUUCCGAUACCCAUUCUUUACAGAGAUGCUGUGGUACACGUUGGAGCGAUAUGUUCAUUGCUUAUUGGGACAAAGCUACCUUCGAAUACCCUCCGACGAUGAUAGUUGGAAACUACCUGGUCCUCCUGGGGAAAAGUUAGUGCCCGAGAAUGUUGCUCUUAGUCCGCAAGAGCUACUUGGUUUAAAAGCAAUUGUGUUGUACUUGCACCAAUUGCCAAUUCAACGAAAAAAUGUCCCUGUUUUAAUUUAUGACGCCGUCUCACUUCUGAAAUGCAUUCGGCAAGUUGUUGAAAUGCAUCGUUACGAUGAUCCCGCAAAAGCAGUAACGGGAAAACCUAUAUUGAUCUGGCCCGGAGAAAGGGCAGAGAAUGUUGGAAAAAUUACUCCUAUCCGACGACAGAGGCCUUUCAAAGCAAUAACGGCAGGCAAAGUCAGCAACGAGAGCGAUUGGGUUGACAGUCCUUCCAGCAAUCAAGAAGACGUCACUAAACGUCGCGGUCGUUGUGGAAAAUGUCAAGCCUGUCGAAACACAGAGGACUGCGGUCAAUGCGCAAAUUGUAUGAUUCGGCAAAAGUACAAAGAUUCCGUUGACAUUCUUCGACGAAAAAUUUGUGUCAUGAAUGAAUGCAUGGCUCCAGUAUUGUUGCACAACACAAUUUGUGGAGAAUGUGGUUUUGAUGGUUGGAAUGAAACGCCCCACGUCGUCCCAAAACUGCACACGACCCUUUCAACCCUCAUGGAGUGCAGUAUAUGUUGGAAAAUUGUUCAUCCGAUCUGCAUCGGACAUAAGUCUAACCCACAAGUCAUUGCCAUUGUGAACGAUGAUCUUCCCAAUAGCUGGGAAUGUCCGCUGUGCCUCGACACCUCCAGACCUCGCACUUUAAAGAAACACAAAAGCUUGGAGGACUCGAGCAUGAAGGGAUCCAUGUACAAUAAUAACAGCAACAGCAUGAAUCAGGACGUCAGCAGUGUGAGCAACAAUAGCGUUGUAAACCAUAAUGACGCUGUGACCAUGAAUGGGAACAGUUCGGUCAGCUUCCCAGGCAAUCUUAAAGGAAGUUCGAUCACCUCCUCAAUUUCGACCCCAUUCCCCGCAAUAGUCAAGGAAGAAAAAGGGGAAAUUCGGAAAUCCACACAGAUGAUGGACAAGUCUGCACGAGACGAUGAGGAUAGCGUGAAGCAAAAGUUAGAUGAAGUCGUUCGAAGAAAGUCGACUGAAGAGGCUGCCAAAGUCAUUGCCGGAAAGAUGAAUGCUGCAAUAAAACGAACUCUGUCCACUGGAAGUGAGGGUAGCAAAACCAAAUUUCCACGUCGUCAGCCUGAAGAAAUCAAUGGAAUCGUCACAACAAAUAACAAUUCUGCCACGCAUUAUGAUCAUAAACCCGUGAAAUUGGGUAAUGUAUCGAAUGAUAAAGACAAACUUCCGUCCAAGAAAGUGAAAAAGGAAGUCGUUUCCGAAGAAUCUGAUGAUGAUGACGACGAUGAGAAGGAUGAGGCUGGGGUCAGGAAAUCAUCGUUGCCAAUAAAAUACCCAUUCAGAACGGAGUUAUCUGGUAAAAUCAUUGGUACUUCAACCAAAUCUUUAAAGAAGCCGACAAAUGUUGUCCGCCCUUCUUCUGAAAUUGCAGAGGACAGUUCCAAAAAGUGCAAAAAAAAGUUGGGAUAUCCUGCCGUCCUCAAGGAGAAGCUUAUUUUGGCUCCCAUUUUCAAGUGGUUGGAUAUACAGUCAUUGAAUCGUGCCGUACAAGUGUGCAAGGACUGGAAUAGAGUUGGGAUUUCUCCAGAACUUUGGAAAACCAUUAACCUCAGCCAUAAGAAAAUUACUGCAGAAUUGCUCAAAGGCGUUGUACGAAGGCAACCAAACAUCGUGAUACUCAAUUGGACACAGAUCUCUAAACAGCAAUUAGUGUGGCUAAUUAGUCGACUACCUCAAUUGAAACACUUGUCCCUUCAGGGAAAUUCGUGGAACACGGUUUCUGCUUUAAAAACUUGUUUUUGCCCAGUACUUGAAGGUCUCGAUCUCGGAUAUGUGGAUAAUUUGUUGGACAGUGGGGUCAGAGAAACUCUAGCCGCCCCACUAGAUUCCAGACCUGGCUUGACCGACUCUAAGUCUCGACUUCGACACUUGAAAUACCUUAAUUUGUCCGGAGCUCCUUUAUCAGAUGUGUCCUUAAGGUAUGUCACCCAGCAUGCCGGAAGCAUUGCCAAGUUGGAUCUCAGUUCCUGUUCAAGAAUAACAGACGCAGGGAUUGCUCAAUUGGGUGCCCCAGAUUCUCCAAGUUUGGAAAAUUUGACCCAUCUGAUCGUCACUGGUUGUCCUCAAAUAACCAACAUCAGCCUGGAUCACCUCAAACGAUGCAAAAAACUAAUCUACCUGGACAUUAAGAGCAUACCACAAAUUACUGUCGUAGGCCUUACCAAAUUUUUUAAUCAAUUGGCUGAAGCCGAAGCUUCAGGAAUUAGAACGUCGAAAAUGGUUGUGAAGCACAGUCUCUCUACAGCACAGUUGGAGCUACCCAACCUCCACCAAAACUUCUAUCAGUCUGAAAUGGUCAGCUCUCGAAAUAGCCUCACCUCACCUUCGUUUUUGGUCGGCGUCCACAUAAACACUACUACACCUUACCUAAAAUAAAUUGUUGUUUAAUUACACCUUAUCUUAAAUUAAUUGUUUGUUUAUUCAAUAAAGUUUAACUUGUUAUUACAAUAUAA